AACACUCUUCACCUAUCCACUUCCUCUCCUCUCUCUCAAUGGCUAACGAAGAAGAACUCACUGAGUCACAGCAACAAGAAGACCCAAGUCAACAAUCACCCAAUGCCGAUGAAGAAAACGGCUCCAACUCCGACUCAGACUCAGACUCAUCAUCCCAAUCCUCCGGCGACGAUUUCUACAUCUCCGAGUCAGAAAACGAAGCAGAAGGAGACAACGCCAUCUUCAACUACGUAAGACCAAGUGACAUACCUCCUGACCCAAACGCAAACCCAGAAACCAACAUCCGCAGAUUCAAUCGCGUCCUCGAUGGGAAACGAGUGAAGCGUAUGCAAGAAGAAGAAGAAGAGAAAUACACAUUCUAUGAAGAUCUUUUCGAUUUCCCUAGAGACCCAGAAAGGUGGAAGGAGCAAGAUUUAAGAGAGAUUUGGGCAGAUGGUCCAUUGGAGAUGACUAAACCUGGUUGGGAUCCAGUUUGGGCUGAUGAAGAUGAUUGGGAAAUUGUUAACGAUGAGAUUCAAGAAGGACGAGAUCCUGGGAUUCAACCUUUUUAUGUUCCUUAUAGGAAACCUUAUCCAGCGAUUCCAGAUAAUCAUUAUGAUAUUGAGAAUGCUAAAGGUGUUGUUGAAGAGCUUGAUAGGAUUGAAGAGUUUCUUCAAUGGGUCAGCUAUAUUUUCCCUGAUGGAAGCUCGUAUGAAGGCACAGUCUGGGAUGACUUGGCUCAAGGCAAAGGUGUCUAUAUUGCUGAAAAUGGGCUUGUGAGGUAUGAGGGUGAAUGGCUUCAGAAUGACAUGGAAGGGCAUGGGGUUGUCGAAGUUGAUAUUCCUGACAUUGAGCCCAUGCCAGGUUCCAAGCUUGAAGCUAAGAUGCGCGCGGAAGGAAGGAUUAUCAAGAGAGAUUACAUGACUCCAGAAGACAGAAAGUGGUUGGAGAUGGAUGUUGAGGACAGUGUUGCACUUACUGAUGGGAAUUUCCAAGUUCCUUUCUAUGAAAAUGAAGAGUGGGUCACACAGUUUGGCAAGAAACCGGAGAAAGGUCGGUAUCGCUAUGCUGGUCAAUGGAAGCACAGUCGAAUGCAUGGGUGUGGUGUCUAUGAAGUUAACGAACGCAUCCUAUAUGGUAGAUUCUACUUUGGAGAGCUAUUGGAGGAGGAGCAUGGCUGUACUGUAGAUAUUUGUGCGCUGCAUUCUGGUUUGGCGGAGGUGGCUGCAGCUAAGGCUCGAAUGUUUGUAAACAAACCCGACGGAAUGAUUAGGGAAGAGAGGGGUCCAUAUGGUGAUCCUCAACAUCCGUAUUUUUAUGAAGAAGAUGAUGUGUGGAUGGCACCGGGUUUCAUUAACCAAUUUUAUGAAGUACCUGAGUAUUGGGAAACCUAUGUAGACGAGGUGGAUCAAGAAAGGGAAAUGUGGUUGAACUCUUUUUACAAAGCUCCUUUGAGGUUACCAAUGCCUGCUGAGCUCGAACAUUGGUGGGAAAAUGUGGAGGUGACACCAGAGUUUGUCUUACUGAACAAAGAACCUGAACCUGAUCCAAAUGAUCCUUCAAAACUUGUCCAGAAGGAGGACCCUGUUAUUUUACAUACACCAACAGGUCGAAUAAUCAACUAUGUAGAGGACGAAAAGCACGGCAUUCGACUAUUUUGGCAGCCUCCUCUGGAGGAAGGAGAAGAUGUGGAUCCUUCUAAAGUUGAGUUUCUGCCACUUGGUUACGACGAGUUCUAUGGGAAAGAAGUGGCAGUGAAAAAGGAACACCCAAUAAAAAGAUUCGUACUUGGAAUCGAGAAAUCGGUGAAGCCAAUGCUUGACGGAUUAGAGAAAUGGACAGAAGAGAAAAAGAAAGCAAACGAGGAGAGAAAGGAGAUGAUACAGAAUGAGCUUGAGUUAGUAGAGGCUGAGAUUUGCUUAGAGGAAGCUAUAGAAGAUAUGGAUGAAGUAUUGAAGCAGAAAGAACAAGAAGAGGAAAAGAAAACUGAAAUGGGUUUGGCUGAAGAGGAUGAAGAUGUUUUGGUCCCGGUUUAUAAAGAAGAGAAAGUUGUCACUGCCAAAGAGAAGAUACAAGAGAAGAAACAAGAAGAGAAAUACAAAGAUGAUGAUGAUGAGGAUGAGGAUAAUGAUGAUGAUGACAAUGAUGACGAUGAUGAAGAUGAUCUUGGGCCAUCAAGUUUUGGAUCUGCAGACAAGGGAAGGAAGAAUUCUCCUUUUUCUUCAUCCUCAUUGUCUUUUGCUUCGUGUACCCUCUUUCCCGCGGUACAAUCAAGACUAGAAAGCUCGUUUCUAGCAUGGAAACAACAUCGAGUAGAACCAUCAAAAGUGAACACAGGAAUCAUCAAAGGUGCAGAUAACUCAUCAGCUUCUAUCCAUUUUCCUCCAUUGCCAAGAAACAAAUCCGGAUUGAAGAUGGUAAAGGUAUCAAACCGAGGUUCUGUCCCAAGAAGCUAUGGAAGCUCAAGACCCCAGUCUCAGUUAAUGUCUCUAUCGCGACUACUAUCUUGCAAUGCACCAUGUUCUUCUUCUCCCGAUAACAGCUCCGGUGAAGACCUCAGAGAUUCCGGCCUCUGGAAAACACCGGUUGGGGACAUGAGCGCAGUUUUGUCGCUGCAAAUUCAGACAAAAUGUUCUGAUCUGUUUGCAGAGACUCCUCCAGUCUUUUCUUGAGUCUCUCUUCUGUAGCUUUAGCUCGAGUUUCUUAUGUACCUUCAAGGCUUUUCUUUUUUUGGUGGACAAGAUCAUUUGAAUUUAUU
This is a messenger RNA of Arabidopsis arenosa, 2737 nucleotides long. NCBI's taxonomy places the organism in Eukaryota, Viridiplantae, Streptophyta, Magnoliopsida, Brassicales, Brassicaceae. The record is from the annotation of a GenBank genome assembly.